AAUUUUGUUUUCAGACUCUUCUUCUCUUUCACAUCCUUUUCCCUUUCCUAUCUUCUCUGAAACUGCAAUCUCCUUCAUGCUCUUUUGUCUUUUCUUCUUUCUGCAACGGAAGUGACUGCUGCUGUAUCAACUCCGGCCUUUCUCUAACACUUUUCUAACGCAAAGCGUGUCUUAUCCGUGCGUCCAGAAAGAAGGCUGUGUCAGGUCCAAAUAACUGUUUCCGACGUCAUAUACACUUCCCACGAGUGUCCGUGUCCCGUGCGCUUCCGAAUCGGGGAAGCGCGGCUCCAAGGCCGUGUAGGAGCUUCCUAGAUUACAUUUCUCCUUUCCCGUUUUGAUUUGAUUUGAUUGAUCGAUCUUCCCAGCAAACACAGAAACGACAAUGUGGAAGCUCAAGUUUGCCGAGGGAGGGAGUCCAUGGCUUCGCUCGCUCAACAAUCACGUUGGAAGACAGGUGUGGGAGUUCGAUCCUAAGCUCGGAUCACCUCAAGAUCUCCUCGAGAUUGAGAAAGCUCGCCAGAAUUUCCAUGAAAACCGCUUUUCAACCAAACACAGCUCUGAUCUACUUAUGCGCUUGCAGUUUGCAAGAGAGAACCCAAUCCAUGAAGUCUUACCCAAAGUCGGAGUUAAAGAUAUUGAGGAUGUGACCGAAGACGUUGUGACAAAAACAUUAAGAAGGGCUGUAACUUUCCAUUCAACUCUCCAGUGUCAUGACGGACACUGGCCGGGAGAUUAUGGAGGUCCUAUGUUUCUGAUGCCUGGCUUGGUAAUUACUCUGUCAAUCACUGGGGCACUCAAUGCAGUUUUAACUGAAGAGCAUAAAAAGGAAAUAUGUCGUUACCUAUAUAACCAUCAAAAUAAGGAUGGUGGGUGGGGUUUGCACAUUGAAGGUCCAAGCACCAUGUUUGGCUCUGUCUUGAGUUAUGUUACUCUGAGAUUGCUUGGUGAGGGGCCUAAUGAUGGAGAAGGAGAGAUUGAGAAGGCACGUGACUGGAUUCUAGAGCAUGGUGGUGCUACCCAUAUUACGUCAUGGGGGAAGAUGUGGCUUUCAGUACUUGGAGUGUACGAAUGGUCUGGAAAUAAUCCCCUGCCCCCUGAGAUAUGGCUCCUUCCGUACAUUCUGCCAUUUCAUCCAGGAAGGAUGUGGUGUCACUGCCGGAUGGUCUACUUGCCAAUGUCCUACUUAUAUGGAAAGAGGUUUGUUGGCCCAAUCACACCAACAAUAUUAUCUUUGAGAAAAGAGCUUUAUACUGUACCAUAUCAUGAUAUUGACUGGGAUCGAGCUCGCAAUCUGUGUGCAAAGGAAGACUUGUACUAUCCUCACCCACUCGUGCAGGAUAUUCUUUGGGGAUCUCUACACAAUUUCCUCGAGCCAAUUCUGAUGCAUUGGCCUGGCAAAAAGCUAAGGGAGAAGGCUCUAACUUCAACAAUGGAGCAUAUACAUUAUGAAGAUGAGAAUACACGAUACUUAUGCAUAGGUCCUGUAAAUAAGGUGUUAAAUAUGCUUUGCUGCUGGGUGGAAGAUCCAAAUUCUGAGGCCUUCAAGUUGCAUCUUCCAAGAGUUUAUGAUUAUCUAUGGAUUGCUGAAGAUGGAAUGAAAAUGCAGGGCUACAAUGGAAGUCAAUUAUGGGAUACUGCUUUUGCUGUCCAAGCUAUUAUUUCAACUAACCUCAUUGAAGAAUUUGGUCCAACUAUAAGAAAAGCCCAUACCUAUAUUAAGAACUCCCAGGUUUUAGAAGACUGUCCAGGUGAUCUUAAUAAAUGGUAUCGUCACAUUUCAAAAGGUGCUUGGCCUUUUUCAACUGCAGAUCAUGGAUGGCCAAUUUCUGAUUGCACAGCUGAAGGACUGAAAGCUGUUUUAUCAUUAUCCAAAAUUGCACCAGAAGUAGUUGGUGACCCAUUGGAGGUGAAGCGAUUAUAUGAUUCAGUAAAUGUCAUUCUCUCACUUCAGAAUGAAGAUGGUGGUUUUGCAACAUACGAGCUUAAACGAUCGUAUAAUUGGUUGGAGUUAAUCAAUCCGGCUGAAACAUUUGGUGACAUCGUUAUUGAUUAUCCUUAUGUGGAAUGUACAUCAGCAGCAAUUCAAGCUUUGGCAUCAUUUAGGAAAUUAUAUCCCGGACAUCGCCGAGAAGAAAUACAAUGUUGUAUAGAGAAAGCUGCUGCCUUCAUUGAAAAAAUACAAGCUUCAGAUGGUUCAUGGUAUGGUUCUUGGGGAGUUUGCUUCACUUAUGGUGCUUGGUUUGGGGUAAAGGGAUUGAUUGCUGCUGGAAAGAGUUUCAGUAAUUGCCCAAGCAUCCGGAAAGCUUGUGAGUUUCUCCUGUCCAAGCAGCUGCCUUCCGGUGGCUGGGGAGAGAGCUAUCUGUCUUGUCAAAACAAGGUGUAUUCAAAUCUGGAAGGCAACAGGUCUCAUGUGGUAAACACUGGGUGGGCUAUGUUGGCUCUCAUGGAUGCUGGACAGCUUGAUUGGAGCUUAAAGAUAAUGUAUGAAAAUGAUCAGCUAUCUGAUGUAACCAAGCAGCGGAAUAAUUUGUUAAUGGACAAAGAGGAGGCCAAGAGAGAUCCGACUCCACUGCACCGGGCAGCUGCAUACUUGAUAAAUUCCCAAAUGGAGAACGGUGACUUUCCCCAACAGGAAAUAAUGGGAGUCUUCAACAAGAAUUGCAUGAUCUCAUACUCUGCUUACAGAAACAUAUUCCCCAUUUGGGCGUUGGGAGAAUAUCGAUCCCAUGUAUUGCAAGCCCGUUAAAUAUCGACUUAGUUAGGUGUCGUCCCAAUUAUUUCGACCUGUAGACAUUAAAAGAAAAAAAAUAUUAUUAUUAUUAUUUCGACCUAUUUUUCUUUUAUUCC
Messenger RNA from Vigna unguiculata (cowpea), 2847 nucleotides. RefSeq names its product cycloartenol synthase. Gene Ontology annotation, biological process: triterpenoid biosynthetic process. Gene Ontology annotation, cellular component: lipid droplet. Gene Ontology annotation, molecular function: intramolecular transferase activity. NCBI's taxonomy places the organism in Eukaryota, Viridiplantae, Streptophyta, Magnoliopsida, Fabales, Fabaceae. The record is from RefSeq and is a predicted model, not a curated record.